UUCAUGAGCAAUCAGGGUAUCGAUCAGUCUCAUUUUCGUUUGGACAAGGCAAGAUGAUCAAAUUUGGAUUCGAUACGCUUGCUUAUUCGGUGUACUUUACUGUACAGUGUUUUUACUUUACUCAAUAACUAACUUAAAAUAUGGUAGAUCUACAUGGAUUUAAAGUUCUGGAAUCAUAUAGAUCUAAUUUAGAUCUAGAAUCUAGUAGCUGGACAUAAUUAGUACAAAAAUGGAUGUGACGCAGGGCUUAAUCGUAAAACUUGUGAAAUGCAAGUCCAUUGAGCGCGCAAUCGCACCCAUAGCUUCACAAGUGUCGUUACUAGUCAUAUUGGCAGAGGAAAAAGAAGAAAAGCAAGCUAUACGUAGCGAUCAUGGCACAACUGAUUCAAACCUCAGUCUUAUUCAUUGCGCUUCCAGAAUUAUGGCUGAAGCUGUUAAAAAGUUCAUUAAUGAAGGGGAGAAACUCUGCCAGAAAUCACAAAAUCAGGAUUUUAUCCAUAAAGUGAAAUCCGCCAAUGAAAAUUUGACAGUGACAACAGACCAGCUGCUCAUCGUCGUGCACAGAUUAGAAUCAGGGACAGCACCAGAUAAUAUCAUCCAGAUACUUUGUCAAACUGCUAAAGAUGUGCUGCAAGGGGUCUUAAGGGUACUACUAGUUAUUGAUGAUUUUCAUGUUCAGGAGCUUAUUCAGAAAGUGGAUCUAGUUAUCUCCCAUCUACAGGGAGUUAACCUAGUCGAGGACUAUGCUAUGAUUAAAAAAAGAUUGGCUCAACUUGCUGUAACUGUAAUGACCUUGAGAGGCAUGCUGUGUAGCCGGUGCAGGAACCUGUGUAGUAAACUGUGCAGUGACCAGCUGACCGUGUGGGGCAACGUCCUGCAGAGCAGCCUACCAGUUUUACACAAAGUCACCAAAACCUGUUGUCAGUACCCAGGGAAUGUUUCUGCUAAGGCCAGCUUUGAUUCAGUCCAGCAGGAAAUCAAGCAAGCUUGCCAGAAAAUUAAACAGCUGCUUUGUUUUGGGCCACAAGAUACUGUGGAUGAUAUGAUCAUAAGUUUUGUUGGGGUUGUUGAUAAACUGAUGGACCUGCUGUCUGAGACCAAUCGCAGGGAACUCCAUGAGGACGUAGAGAGUGAGAUAGUGACCCUGGUCCAACACAGCUUGUCCGUGGCCCACUACUCGACUGGUCUUUACAGGGAGAUGAUUGUAGCUUCAUGCCAUCGGAUACUACAGUUAAAGGCCAGACUUGUUGAAUUAAAUAUAGCUUUAAAAAAUGUUGCUGUACAGAGAACAGUAAGAAUUGAUUUUUCCUCCGUGUGUGAAACCAUCCUUGAUGAAAUCUGUGAUCUGGAGAAACAUGUGAACAUGACCUUGUUGACUCUCAUUGUUGACACUUUUCUGUGUCCUAAAGAUGAACUAAUGAAGCUGAAAAAAAUUGCAUAUAUUCAGAACACUGAGGCCCAGCUAUCUGGCAGCCAUUUGAAGCUGAUAAAGAAAUUUACAGAAUUCACAGAGAACCUUUGUCAGGUCGCCAUGCUUGUUGCUUCAAGUUCCACAGACAACUCAAAAGUGAGAGACAUACUAACAGCGGUCAAGGGUCUGGAGCUGAUUGACCCAGAGAUAGCCCCCGCUGUGAUGAUGAACAGCCGUGACCCCAAGAACAGAGCCUCCAACAAACAUUUGGACCUGAUCCUCAGCCGCUGGGAACAAGAGGUCACCUCCAUCACUGGCGCCAUAGACAGCAUUGUUGACCCUAAAGUUUUCAUGGACUUGACUGAAUCCGUGUAUGUCACUGAGAUAGAAAACUUCACCAAAAUGAUGGUUGACCCCUCUCAUAAAAAACUACUGUCCCACAGUUCCAGAGUGAGAAAUUUGGUGAAACGACCAAUUUUAAUUGCUGAAAAGUUGGUCGAUGAAAGCAGUGAUCCAAUUUAUCGCAAUGGGCUGCGUUGUUUUAUCAAUAAGCUUUGUGGAAGUUUGUCUGAGGCUGAUGCUGUGUACAUUGAGCUACUGCAGACCAAGGACCCAACACCAAAGCAACAGGACACUGUAGAACGGAGGCUGAAGAUUGUCCUUCAGGACUUGAAGAGCUUAAGGGAAGGCUUGGAUGUGAAAAAACACCCACACAUAUUGAGCCACAAGAGGUUGUUGUUCAAGCAAAGGUCAGGACACUCAGAAGGCAAGUUGAAGACACUAGGAACAGCCACAGUAGUUAAAGAUAGAACAAAAGAAGACUUUGAAGCAAGAAUGAAAGAACUAAUGAAAGCUAAAGAGAUGCCAGUGAUUGGUGGGAUGAAUAAGGAUGAUAAAAACAAGAGAGAAGAGGAAAGACAAUCCAAGAAACUGCCUUCAGAUUUUAGCAACCUCCAUAUACAAGAACAGCCAACGAAAUCUUCCAAGCCCACAGCUGAAAAUAUGUUUGACUUUCCUCAGAUUUUUAAAGAAAAGGAACUUGAAGGAGGAGCAGUAGCUGAAAUCUACGGCCUGGUGAAGAAGCUGCUAACCAAGUGUGCUGCUAGGGAGGGCAAGGCUGUUGAGGACCUGACACACAGCCUCUUGAGCUGGACCAAUCACGUCAUUGAAAACUCUGAGACGCUAGUGGCACAUUGCUCGCAUGUCAUCAAGAAAAGUGAGCUGAUUGAUUUGGUGCAUGAAGUGGACAAACUGGCCACCGAGGUGAUCCAGAUGGUCAAGUUUGCCACACUAGGGGAGACAACAGCCACACAAGAACUCCUGGCCAGAGCCAUGUCCUGGGCCCACUCAGUGAACAGAGCCAGGUUGAUCAUUGAUGUGACCUGCAACAAAUGGUUAACUAUGACAAGCAGUUUACCUAAACUUAUUGAAGAAAGAAAUGACAGUGAAUUAAAGCAACAGAUGAAAGCCUUAAUGUCAGUACAAAUGGAGGUGUGCCAGCUAUUGGAGAAAGCCUUUCUCUUGUCAGCCAAACACUUGGAGAAAGGCAAUGAGAAGAUGGAGUUCAUCACUGCCUCCCGCAACGAAAUUGAGAAUUUAUCCAUAACCAUCAAAACUACAGUGGAUGUUACUGCCAUUUCAGAUGAAAGAGCAGUUAAUGAUUGGUGGCAGCUAAGUGUGGCUUGUCGUGAUUGGUCAGUUUUGAUGACCUGCAUCAUGUCAGAGUUUGAAGACAUUGCUAGAGAGAUGGAAGAGACAGGGCUGAAGAAACUUCAGUGUUUACAUGGUUUGACAAAGGACAGGACCAGGACUGCUGAUGUUUUUGAUAAGGAGACAAACUGUCUUCUAGAAUUGGUGGAUUGUGUGGUGAUUGGUGACACAACCUUAAAGGCCAGAAGUGAACAGCUUGUCACUGAUCUAAAAAUAGCCCUGUCUGAUGUGUUGACCGUUGCCAAGCAACCAGUCAGCCUUAGUGAUUCCAUUCACACAAGUCAUUUUUCAAAAGCAUCUUUUGAAAUGGCUAAAAGCAGAUGGAUUGAAAAGGCCCUUGAUACUCAAGACAUGGUAUGCCACAACUGUUAUGAAUACAUGGGGUUUGUACAUCAGCUGCUCACUGAUACACAGAACAUCAUCUCUGAUGAUGAUCUGAAGGAAGAAUUAAAACUUCAGUAUAGACACAUGCUGACCAAUGUACUUGUGGAGACAAGCAAUGACCUCAAACAGAAAGCCCUGAAGGCUAUACAGACUUGCCCUGACCUCACCAAGCGGGCGGUCAUCAGGUCCACAUUGGACACUGUCUCAAAACUGACCUCAGAGGUGGAGAGAGUCAUUAGAGUUUCCAAUGAGAUCACAGAGGCUGAUGUGAACACUCUAUCAGUGUUGUGGGCGGCCAGAGUCAAGAAGCUGGUGCUACACUUGAGGAAAAUGGAUGGGGUUAGGGCUUCUAUUAUCACUGAAAUUGAAAACUUGAACAAGCAAAGUGGAGCUGCAGUGAUGCAAGGUCCUUAUGUUUCACCUGUGCAGCACCAACAUGCAUCUGUCAGGGAGGAACAGAAUGUGCAGCAACACCCCCAUAAUGGGCAGCAGCCUGUAAACUUGCAGGCAUCACAGCUGUUUCCACAUUAUCUGCAGGAUGGAUCUACAGUGUUGCCUCAACCUGGCAACUAUGUACAACCUGGCAACUAUACACAAUCUGGCCACAUUAUACAUCCUGGCAACUUUUCAAAAUCUGGCAACAUUGUGCAUCCUGACAACUUUACACAAUCUGGCAACAUUGUACAUCCUGGCAACUUUACACAACCUGCAAUAAACAACCAUGGCCAACAACUGCUGCCACACCAAUCACAAACUCUAAAUUAUCCACAAUUCCAACCCACACACAACCAGCAGCCACAGUUCCUACCACACCCACAAUAUUCAUCAACAGGAACUUCGCAAACAGCACAGAACCAGCCCCCAGCCAUAACCCUAACCCAACCAUCUCAGCACACACCCUCUCACCAGAAUAUCCAACCACACCAACCACAGCUGUAUAAUUCACCCCCAGCUUUAACCCAGUCAACCCAACAGUCACCCACUCACCAGAAUAUCCAACCACAACUGUAUAAUUCACCCCCAACUUUAACCCCUUCCCUGCCACCCCAACAGACACCCACUCACCAGAAUAUCCAAACACAUCAACACUCACCACCAAAUCAAGGGGCCAGCGCAUCAUUCAAGGAAACACCCACUAGAACAUUAUCAGACUCAGUCUUAUCACCUAAUGGUAAAUCAGUCAACUCGCUGCUGAAAGAUGCACAGUUUUUAGGGGUAAAGCUGAAUAAGUGGCAAGACAAGAUGGCUGACAUUGAAGGUCAAGGUCGGUCAAAAGUUGUACAGGAUGCUCUAGAAAUGGCCAGAUUGUGUUCUGAGAUGGCCAUGUUUACCAAAGGUCAAGGACCACUCAAGAACUCUGAAGAAGUGAUAGCUGCUGCAGUUGCCAUUGUUAGACACAGCCAAGAUAUUGAGACCUUUGCUAACAGGCUGCUAAGUCUGGCUGGUAAAAAUAGGCUAUCAGACAACCUAAAUCUUUGCAUAUUGAAGAUGAAUGGCUGCUCCUCCCAGCUUCAGAUUAUAGCAUCAGCUCUACACAACUCCCCUAAGUCUCACCAGGUAACUAACACAUUUCACAUUCACUGCUAA
Molecule: messenger RNA, 5092 nt
Organism: Physella acuta
Lineage: Eukaryota; Metazoa; Mollusca; Gastropoda; Physidae
Biological process (GO): cell migration; cell-cell adhesion
Cellular component (GO): adherens junction; catenin complex
Molecular function (GO): actin filament binding; beta-catenin binding
Source: RefSeq, a predicted model, not a curated record